This is a messenger RNA of Cercocebus atys (sooty mangabey), 4564 nucleotides long. Its product is annotated as olfactory receptor 51E1. The transcript has 2 exons. Gene Ontology annotation, biological process: G protein-coupled receptor signaling pathway. The record is from RefSeq and is a predicted model, not a curated record. Gene Ontology annotation, cellular component: membrane. Gene Ontology annotation, molecular function: G protein-coupled receptor activity; olfactory receptor activity. NCBI's taxonomy places the organism in Eukaryota, Metazoa, Chordata, Mammalia, Primates, Cercopithecidae. The coding region runs from base 1586 to 2542 and encodes 318 amino acids.
AGCUCAUAAUUCAGGGGAAAAUAUAGCAAUAAUUAUAGUUACUAUUAUGAAGAAGGUAAAUCAAGGGCCCAUGUAUAUAUUUAAAAAGACCUAAAUAAUGUUCUUUUUGAGCACAGAACAGUAAACAUUUAAUUAUGCCUAGGUAAAAGAGGCUUAGGAAAAGUAGUAUAGGAGAGAGACAGUAAGCCAGGAUGUGAAAAAUGAGUGCGGGAAGUCAGGGAGAAGAUCUGUGAGGAACAGUGUUUCUUGACAAAGGGAUGAGAAGUAAAAAAGACAGAAAGACACAGAGUCAUGGGAAUCAAGGCCCUAUGUUUGUGAAAUAGCAUGAACUCCAGUGUGGCUGGAUCAUAGGGAUCAUGGUGAGGGAGGAACCCAGGACUGGGUGAUGAAAGACAGACCUUUAGCCAUGUCAUAAGAAGUUUAGUCUUUAUUCUAGAAUCAACUUGGAGUUUCAAGGAUAUUUUAAAAAAUAAUAGGGAGUGAACUGGUUUCAUCUGGUUAGAUUGUUGGGAUUUGGUGGAUGAGGAAAGUUACCCUAGAGGUGUAGCAGUCAGGAUCAGAGAACCUGGUUUGUAUGAUGGUUCAGGCCCCCAUAACAGAAAAAAAGAAACACUGGAGGAAAAUGGUUAACAGCAACAAAUAUUAUUUUUUGCAUACUUACUAUGUGUGAGGUAUUGUGUUAAGUGCUUUACAUUUAUCAUCUGAUUUAAUGUUCACAUUGACCCCCUAUUAGGCAGGGACUCUUAUAAUCAUUUUAAUGAUGAGGAUGCUGAGGCUUAGAAAGGUUAAAUGAUUUACCCCAGAUCACACAGCUCUAGAGGUUUUCGACUAGUUUUAGAAUGCAAGAUUGAUUUCAAAGCUCAUAGUCUCAAUGGCUAUAUAAUACUGCCUCUGAGAGAGUUUGUUUUUUUUGAACAUGGAGAGUUUGAUGUGCUUGAAAGACGAUCAGGUGAACCCUUUUAGUAAGUCUUCAGAAUUAUGAACCUGGAUUACCAAAGAGAAUUCAGAAUUCAUUAAAGAGGUUUGGGGAUCAAUUGUUUGUACAAAAAAAAUGGAUUUACUGAAGGGGAUGAGAUGGCCCAGGAAGAGAGUAUAGAACAAGAAGAGCACUGAAGAUACAAUUUUGGAGAGGAGAGUGAAGAUCCAGAAAGGAAACCAAUAGUUAGUGAUUAGAGAGAGCCGAGGAGCAGCAAGAAGGAGGGGGAGAAUCUCUAAGAAGGAGGGAACUGCUCCCGGUGCCACAUGCUGCAGAGAAGCUGCAGUAGUGAGAAGGGACGUUGAUGACUUUGACCUCUUUGCCUGAAGUUCUAGGUUAAAUAUGGUUUGUCUGCCUUAAACCUUCCCUUCCCAGCAGAUUGAAUUAAACUCUCUCACCCUCUAUUCUACUAUUCAUGCUCCCAUUGUUUUCCCACUAAUUUCUGUCUGGUCUGAGGAAACCUCUGGGUGACCGCUUGAUGCUGGUACAAAGAUUCGUGACACAGCCUGAGCCCACGGAACCUCUCCUGAUGCUGGCCAUGAACUCUGACUUAUACUCAGCUGCUUUCUGCCUCUACCUGCCUGGUGCUGGUCACAGUUCAGCUUCUUCAUGAUGGUGGGUCCCAAUGGCAAUGAAUCCAGUGCCACAUACUUCAUCCUAAUAGGCCUCCCUGGUUUGGAAGAGGCUCAGUUCUGGUUGGCCUUCCCAUUGUGCUCCCUCUACCUUAUUGCUGUGCUAGGUAACUUGACAAUCAUCUACGUUGUGCGGGCCGAGCACAGCCUGCAUGAGCCCAUGUAUAUAUUUCUUUGCAUGCUUUCAGGCAUUGACAUCCUCAUCUCCACCUCAUCCAUGCCCAAAAUGCUGGCCAUCUUCUGGUUCAAUUCCACUACCAUCCAGUUUGAUGCUUGUCUGCUACAGAUGUUUGCCAUUCACUCCUUGUCUGGCAUGGAAUCCACAGUGCUGCUGGCCAUGGCCUUUGACCGCUAUGUGGCCAUCUGUCACCCACUGCGCCAUGCCACAGUACUUACAUUGCCUCGUGUCACCAAAAUUGGUGUGGCUGCUGUGGUGCGGGGGGCUGCACUGAUGGCACCCCUUCCUGUCUUCAUCAAGCAGCUGCCCUUCUGCCGCUCCAAUAUCCUUUCCCAUUCCUACUGCCUACACCAAGAUGUCAUGAAGCUGGCAUGUGAUGAUAUCCGGGUCAAUGUCAUCUAUGGCCUUAUUGUCAUCAUCUCUGCCAUUGGCCUGGACUCACUUCUCAUCUCCUUCUCAUAUCUGCUUAUUCUUAAGACUGUGUUGGGCUUGACACGUGAAGCCCAGGCCAAGGCGUUUGGCACUUGUGUCUCUCACGUGUGUGCUGUGUUCAUAUUCUAUGUACCUUUCAUUGGAUUGUCUAUGGUGCAUCGCUUUAGCAAGCGGCGUGACUCUCUCCUGCCGGUCAUCUUGGCCAAUAUCUAUCUGCUGGUUCCUCCUGUGCUCAACCCAAUUGUCUACGGAGUGAAGACAAAGGAGAUUCGGCAGCGCAUCCUUCGACUUUUUCAUAUGGCCACACAUGCUUCAGAGCCCUAGGUGUCAGUGAUCAAACUUCUUUUCCAUUCGAAGUCCUCUGAUUCAGAUUUUAAUGUCAACAUUUUGGAAGACAGUAUUCAGAAAAAAAAAAUUUCCUUAAUAAAAAUAUAACUCAGAUCCUUCAAAUAUGAAACUGGUUGGGGAAUCCCAUUUUUUCAAUAUUAUUUUCUUCUUUGUUUUCUUGCUGUAUAUAAUUAUUAAUACCCUGACUUGGUUGUGGUUGGAGGGUUAUUCCUUUCCAUUUUACCAUGCAGUCCAAAUCUAAACUGCUUCUACUGAUGGUUUACAGCAUUCUGAGGUAAGAAUGUACAUCUAGAGAACAUUUGCCAAAGGUCUAAGCAUGGCAAAAGGAAAAUAAACACAAGAAUACAAUAAAAUGAGAUAAUCUAGCUUGAAACUAUAACUUCCUCUUCAGAACUCCCAACCGCACUGGAUCUCAGAAAAAGACUGUCUUCAAAAUGACUUCUAUAGAGAAGAAAUAAUUUUUCCUCUGGACACUAACACUUAAGGGGAAGAUUGGAAGUAAAGCCUUGAAAAGAGUACAUUUACCGACAUUAAUGAAAGUUGACACACUCUGUUCUGAGAGUUUUCACAGCAUAUGGGCACUGUUUUUCCUAUUUAAUUUUCUUAUCAACCUUUUAAUUAGGCAAAGCUAUAUUAGUACCCUCGUUGUAGCCAUGGGAAAAUUGAUGUUCAGUGGGGAUCAGUGAAUUAAAUUGGGUCAUACAGGUAUAAAAAUUUAAAAAAAAAAAGACUUCAUGCCCAAUCUCAUAUUAUGUGGAAGAACUGUUAGAGAGACCAAUAGGAUAGCGGGUUAGAGAUGUCUUACAGAGUCUUACAUUUUCUAGAGGAGGUAUUUAAUUUCUUCUCACUCAUCCAGUGUUAUAUUUAGGAAUUUCCUGGUAACAGAGCUCAUGGCUUUAAUCCCACUAGCUAUUGCUUAUUGUCCUGGUCCAGUUGCCACUUUACCUGUGUCUUGGAAGGAGAAGUAAUUUCUAGGUUCACCAUUAUGGAAGAUUCUUAUUCAGAAAGUCUGGCAUAGGGCUUAUAGCAAGCUAUUUAUUUUUAAAAGUUCCAUAGGUGAUUCUGAUAGGCAGUGAGAUUAGGGAGCCAGCAGUUACAAUGGGAAGUAUGGAAUGGCAGGUGUUGAAGAUAACACUGGCCUUUUGAGUGUGACUGGUAGCUGGAAAGUGAGGGAAUCUUCAGGACUAUGCUUUAUUUGGGGCUUUGUGUAGUACGGAACAGGGACUUUGAGACCAGGAAAACAAUCUGAUUUAGGCAUGGGAAUCGGGCAUUUUUGCUUCUGAGGGGCUAUUACCAAGGGUUAAUAGGUUUCAUCUUCAACAGGAUAUGACAACAAUAUGAUUCUUAACCAAGAAACUCAAAUAACCAAUACUAAAACAUGUGAUCAUAUAUGUGGUAAGAGUCAUUUUCUUUUUCAAGCCUCAGGUUCCCUGAUAUGGAUUCGUAUAACACGCUUUCAUCCCCUUUUGUAACGGAUAUCAUGUUUGGAAAUGCCUAUUUAAUACUUGUAUUUGCUGAUGGACUGUAAGCCCAUGAGGGCACUGUUUAUUAUUGAAUAUCAUCUCUGUUCAUCAUUGACUGCUCUUUGGUCAUCAUUGAAUCCCCAAGCAGAGUGCCUAGAACAUAAUAGUGCUUAUAUUCAGUACUGGUUACUUUUCACUAAACCUGAUUCCUUCCAUCCUGAACACAUAGCCAGGCAAUUUUCCAGACUUCUUUGAGUUGGGUAUUAUUAAAUUCUAGCCAUUACUUCCAAUGUGAGUGGAAGUGACAUGUGCCACUUCUAUACCUGGAUCAUAAAACCCUCCCAUGUGCAGCCUUUCAUGUUGACAUUAAAUGUGACUUGGGAAGCUAUGUGUUACACAGAGUAAAUCACCAGAAGCCUGGAUUCCUGAAAAAACUGUGCAGAGCCAAACCUGUCAUUUGCAACUCCCACUUGUAUUUGUUCCAGGCAGUCGGAUAAGUGAAAAAUAAAGUAUUAGUGUGUCAAGUCUCUGAAAA